This is a messenger RNA of Erigeron canadensis, 1600 nucleotides long. Its product is annotated as UDP-glycosyltransferase 88B1-like. Gene Ontology annotation, molecular function: UDP-glycosyltransferase activity. The transcript has a single exon. Lineage: Eukaryota; Viridiplantae; Streptophyta; Magnoliopsida; Asterales; Asteraceae. Bases 30 to 1448 code for a protein of 472 amino acids. The record is from RefSeq and is a predicted model, not a curated record.
ACGUAAACUUAUAGAACAAACGUACAGAAAUGGAAUCUGCUAAGGUAGUUUUGUAUCCUUCUCCAGGAAUCGGCCAUCUCGUUUCGAUGGUGGAGCUUGGUAAACUCAUUAAUACCCGCCAUCCUUCACUCUCUGUAACCAUUCUCAUAAUUCCAGCACCUUUUGAAACCGGCUCAACGGAUGAAUGCAUCACUAGCGUCUCUGUUUCCACCCCUGCCAUCACUUUCCACCACCUCCCAGCUAUCGCUCUUCCACCCGACUUCUCUUCUGAAUUCAUAGACCUUGCCUUUGGGUUACCCGAGCUUUACAACCCGACCGUCCACAACACACUCGCAGCCAUCUCAGAGACAUCAACCAUCAAAGCUGUGAUCCUUGAUUUCUUUUCAAACGCUGCUUUUCGUGUCUCUAAAUUAGGUCUCAAGAUACCCACUUACUAUUUCUAUACAAGUGGCGCUUCGGGCCUAUGCUCGUUUUUAUAUUUCACAACCAUCCACAAGACAACCACAAAGAGCUUUAAAGAUGUUGAUAUUUUCUUUGAUAUUCCAGGGGUGCCUCCAAUUCAUUCGUCAGAUAUGCCAUCGGAUAUGUUUGAUAGAGAAACCAAUUCUUACAAAAACUUCAUAGAUACUUCUGCCAACAUGGCAAAAUCUUCCGGAAUUAUUGCAAACAGUUUUGCAGGCCUAGAAGAAAGAGCUGUUAAGGCUCUCCGGGAUGGUAACUGUAUCCCGGAUGGCCCAACCCCACCUAUUUAUCUGAUCGGGCCGUUGAUUGCUGGCGGCAAUCAAGUAGAUCCUAACGAAAACGAGUGUUUAAGAUGGUUGAACUCACAACCUGCUAAAAGUGUUGUGUUUCUAUGUUUUGGGAGCAUGGGUGUGUUCAAGAAGCCACAACUGAAGGAAAUGGCUAUUGGGUUAGAGAAAAGCAGGCUUAGAUUCUUGUGGGUGGUGAGAAAUCCCCCACCAGAAGACGAAAAUGAGAGGACUUCUAGUGCUAAAGAUUUCAGUCUUGAAGAUAUUCUUCCACAAGGAUUUUUAGCAAGGACUGUAGAUAAGGGGCUGGUGGUGAAAAACUGGGCACCGCAACCCGCGAUACUUAGUCAUGACUCGGUGGGUGGAUUCGUGAGUCAUUGUGGGUGGAACUCGUCCCUUGAAGCGGUGGUCGCUGGGGUGCCAAUGGUGGCAUGGCCAUUGUAUGCAGAGCAGAAGAUGAACAAGGUUUAUUUGGUUCAAGAAAUAAAGGUGGCACUAUCAUUGAAAAUGUCAACAGAAGGGUUUGUGACAGCAGAGGCUGUAGAAGAGACGGUGAAGGUUUUGAUGCAGGGUGAACAAGGGGCAGUGGUCAGACAACGGGUUUCACAGAUGAGUAAAAGGGCUAAGGCUACGUUGGAGGAUGGCGGCUCCUCCCGAGUUGAAUUCAAUAAAUUAACCGAGUCAUGGGGAAACAUAUAAACCCUAUAUGAAGGAUGAUAUGAACCCAAAUCUAAGGUAGCUUUUAUUGGAAAAUAUAUAGUACUAGUAUUAUUGUUUUUGUUUACAAGUUUACAUUGCAAUAACAGACUUGGGUGUGACGUACGAUCAUGAAAGCUAUCAUUGGACUGUAA